UUGGAAAUACAAAUGACUUGAGAUGGGUCCUAUGCCCCGUCAGUUCUAGCUCUGACAUUUCCUGAGGCGUCAGGGAUUCGUCCGUUGUCUGUCAGUGUCUGGGUGAGACGGUAUCGCGCAACUUCAGCCCCCAGGUCACCGAGUCGCCCCAGCACCCUGGCAAACAGAAAGAUUAUCUUCCGGACGGCUGGGAUCAUGGAUCAUGAAUGGGCAAAGAGAAAAGCCAAUCCAGGUCCCCUCUAUCAGUGUUCCUCGCUUGGAACCUCUUGCCCAGGCCACACGACAAACACACUGCUGUUGCUGGCCAGCUGCUGCUGGUCGAAGCUUGAGCCGCCCUGUUGCGUACGAGAACUGUUUACAGGUAAUUGUCCAAUAUUAGCGAGCAACAGUUGCCGAGGUAGCAAAAGCAACAAAAUCAUCUCGUUCACCACUCUCAGUGCACACCUAGGUAGGAGUCUAGGACAUCAUGGUCUUGGAGAAUGCGACGCGGGCGUUAUCGUAGUGGCCCAGGAUUCUGAUAACGAUAAGGUACCUAUGAACUUUGUGUCGGAGAUAAUUUUGGCGUCACCUUGCGGAGACACAACGCCGUGACUCCCCUUAAGGUGACUGCUAAACCUGCUAGUGGGUGAAUAGAGAAUGGCAGCGUCACACACAUGCCCACCACACCCCCAGUCCACCGGCGGGCAUCUUCCAAUCUGCGUCGAGAUAUUUUCAACAACCCAACGAGCGCUGCUUCGCAAUCUUUUAUUUUAAACUUUCCUUCGGAGGUUUACUCGCAUUCGGUGUCUUUUACAAAUCUGCACAACUACGACGUAGCAUGCACACAUAGCAUCACCGAUCAAUCAUGAAGCUCGUUCCAACCAAGGCGUCGACCGACAUUGGCGAAGAUGCCGUUACUCUCCUACCUGAGGACUCAGAGGACAUGUGGCAUGCCUACAACCUCAUCAGCCCCGGCGACCUCGUCAUGGCGCAUGCCGUGCGGAAAGUCGUACAAGAGACCAAGACCGGCAGCACCAUUUCCGAGCGAGUCCACACCGUCCUUGCGAUCCAAGUCAAGAGCACCUUCUUCGACCCCAUCGUUGGCCAACUUCAGGUCAGCGGCACCGUCAAAUCCGAGAAUGCCUACGUCAGCCUCGGCCAAUACCACACUCUCGAUCUCGAGGUCUCGCGCCCCUUCACGAUAAGCAAACCAGAGGGCUGGGAUUCGGUCGCCAAGGAUACACUGUCCGAGAGUCUGUCGGACGACAAGGACGGCGCCAUGGCCGCCGUUGUCAUGCAGGAGGGCAUCGCCAACAUUUGCCUCAUCAGCCAGUUUCGCACUGUCAUCAAGCAGCGCGUCGAGAGCGUCAUCCCCAAGAAGCGAAGCGCCGCCUCCGAAACAUCCCAGGGAAUGAGGCGCUUCUACGACAAGACCCUGACCGCCCUUCUCCGAACCGUCAACUUUGACACGCCGAGGCCGCUCCUGCUAGCGAGUCCGGGAUUUGUCGCGGCCGAUUUCAAAAAGUAUAUUGCGGACGAGGGAAGAGACAAGUCGGACAAAAAGCUGUCAGGGAUCGCCAAGGAGGCUAUCGUUAUCCAUACAAAUUCGGGCCAUGUACACAGUCUAAACGAGGUCUUGAAGAGCCCGGAGAUGGGCACCAAGCUGAAGGACUUCAAGUUUACAAAGGAGACCAAGUUGAUGGAUCAGUUUUUUGACAGGCUACGACUAGAAGACGGACGGGCGUGGUACGGAGCCUCAGCUGUGGCCAAGGCCGUCAACGAGGGUGCCAUCGGCCCCGGCGGCGGCGUCCUGAUCAUGAACAACUCCUUGUUCCGCAGCUCUGACAUCCCGACGAGGAAAAAGUACGUGGCGCUGGUGGACAAGGUAAGGGCAGACGGUGGCGAAGUCAGAAUCCUUAGCAGCGAUCACGAAAGCGGCCAGAGACUCGACAUGCUAGGCAGCAUCGCCGCCAUCCUGUCAUACCCGAUCCACGAUUUGGACGAGGACGAGGACGAGGACGACGGGCAGACAGCAGCCGGAGAUGCGGGCGGAGAGACAAUUAUAUGAACCAAUGAUACCUUUGAAAAAUUCUCAAUACAAAGAACUUCUUGAAAUUCCCCAGAUCAAAUUGAAGUUGCAAUGCCAGC
This is a messenger RNA of Colletotrichum destructivum, 2127 nucleotides long. Its product is annotated as Putative ribosomal protein eL30-like superfamily. The record is from RefSeq and is a predicted model, not a curated record. The coding region runs from base 845 to 2047 and encodes 400 amino acids. Lineage: Eukaryota; Fungi; Ascomycota; Sordariomycetes; Glomerellales; Glomerellaceae. The transcript is spliced from 2 exons. Gene Ontology annotation, cellular component: cytoplasm. Gene Ontology annotation, biological process: nuclear-transcribed mRNA catabolic process, no-go decay; RNA surveillance; nonfunctional rRNA decay.